GCUCUAUAUAAGCCUGAGAAGAAUAGUGAAUAGAUAGAAGAUCUGCCCUGUGGAUUACAGCCUGGCACCUCUUCACUUGGCAGUUGUCACUGGCAUUUCACCAGACUGGGCAGCAGGAGGCACAACAAGGGCUGUUUUUAUUUUUUAUUGGAAAUAAACCUUGUAAUUUGUUGGCUGUAACUUGCCCUUGCUUGGAUAUACGGCAGGAGGACCGCACUGCUCCAGGAGAUAUGUGAAGAUCAAGGUGUUGAUUAUCUGUUGCCACGAAUUAAGUUCUGAUGACACUACAGUAGGAUGGCAGAGAACAGCACUUAUUGGGAGGAGAGAGGUUACAUUCCUCAUUAUGAGAGAGACUCUGACCCAUUCGCCUCCAAACUCUCCAAAGAAGCUGAUAUUUUUGCCGGGGUUUAUUUAAUGGCCAUAGGUAUCCUCUCCACGCUGGGGAAUGGCUACGUUAUAUUCAUGGCCUUCAGGAGGAAAAAGAAGAUGCGCCCAGCCGAGCUGAUGACAAUCAAUUUAGCUGUGUGUGAUCUGGGGAUCUCAGUAACAGGAAAACCGUUUGCCAUCGUGUCCUGUUUUAGUCACCGCUGGGUGUUUGGCUGGAACGCCUGCCGCUGGUAUGGAUGGGCGGGAUUUUUCUUUGGCUGUGGAAGUCUCAUUACAUUGACUGUGGUCAGCCUGGACAGGUACCUGAAGAUUUGCCAUCUACGAUAUGGCACAUGGCUGAAACGAUACCACGCUUUUAUUGCCUUGGCAAUUAUCUGGGCCUAUGCAUCCCUGUGGGCUACGUUGCCAUUGGUCGGAGUGGGAAACUAUGCUCCAGAGCCCUUUGGCACCACAUGCACUUUGGACUGGUGGUUGGCACAGGCAUCUGUUAAAGGGCAGAUAUUUGUAAUGUCCAUGCUGAUCUUCUGCCUCCUUCUUCCCACUGCGGUGAUUGUCUUCUCCUACGUGAAGAUCAUCGCCAAAGUCAAGUCUUCUGCCAAAGAAGUUGCUCACUUUGACACCAGGAACCAAAACAACCACACACUGGAAAUAAAACUGACAAAGGUGGCAAUGUUGAUCUGUGCUGGUUUCCUCAUUGCAUGGAUUCCGUAUGCGGUGGUGUCUGUAUGGUCGGCAUUCGGACAGCCGGACUCUAUUCCAAUUGAAUUUUCCGUGGUACCCACCAUGAUGGCCAAAUCGGCGUCUAUGUAUAAUCCCAUAAUUUAUCAAGUCAUUGACUGUAAAUCUCCAUGUUGUCGAAAGGACAAGUCAUUGCAGAAGACUAGGGUCUAUGCAAUAAGCACCUGCAGGAAGUCAACAACCGCAGCUCAAUGAGAAGCCAUGGAAGGCCGGGUGAAGCACAAUUAUUGUACAUGAAGAAUCCUGACGGAUCGCUCAGCAACAAGAGAAAAUGUGUAUUUUAAAUAAAUGUUUAUUUUCCUAUGUUUGUAAAAAGGAAGUGUUAUAAUAAAAUGUUACAUGCUU
Messenger RNA from Xenopus laevis (African clawed frog), 1470 nucleotides. RefSeq names its product opsin 5 L homeolog (gene opn5.L). The record is from RefSeq and is marked provisional. Gene Ontology annotation, molecular function: 11-cis retinal binding; G protein-coupled receptor activity. Gene Ontology annotation, cellular component: plasma membrane; membrane. Gene Ontology annotation, biological process: detection of visible light; visual perception; phototransduction, UV. NCBI's taxonomy places the organism in Eukaryota, Metazoa, Chordata, Amphibia, Anura, Pipidae.